CCCCAAACGGCUUCAAUGGCUAUAGCUGGGCCAAUCCGAAGCCAGGAGCCAGGAGCUUCUUCCAGGCCACCUGUGCAGGUACAGGGACCCAAGGACCUGGACCAUUCUCCACUACCUUCCCGGGCCAUAGCAGAGAGCUGCAUUGGAAAUGGAGCAGCCGAGGGUGGAACUGGCACCCAUGUGGUAUGGCAGCAGUGCAGGCAGUGGCUUUACCUGCGGGGUCACAGUGCCAGCAGGUAUUUUAUGCAUGGUGUGUGUCGGGAAGGAAGCCAGUGCCUGUUCUCACAUGACUUGGCAAACAGCAAGCCGUCCACCAUCUGCAAAUACUACCAGAAGGGCUACUGCGCCUAUGGAACUCGGUGCAGAUACGAUCACACGAGGCCCUCUGCUGCAGCGGCAGGCGCCGUGGGUGCCCUGCCCCAUGCUGCGCCCUCCCCAGGCUGCCACAGUCCUCGCCCUUCUUCCGACCUCACUGUGUCUCUGGUGAGAACGCACUCAAACGAACCUGGGAAGCGUGAGAAGAGAACACUGGUACUUAGAGACCGAAAUCUCUCAGGCUUGGCCGAGGAAAAGGCUCCUCCCAGCGCAGUGAGUAAUCCAGGCAGCUGCAGUGACCCCCAGACCAGCCUGGAGGUGAAGCCACAUUCCUACCUGGACGCCAUCAGGAGUGGCCUCGACGACCUGGAGGCCAGCAGCUCCUACAGCAGCGAGCAGCAGCUGUGCCCGUAUGCGGCGGCCGGGGCAUGCCGGUUCGGGGCUGCCUGCGUCUACCUGCAUGGGGACGUGUGUGAGAUCUGCAGGCUGCCAGUCCUGCACCCCUUCGACCCUGAGCAAAGGAAGGCUCAUGAGAAGAUCUGCAUGUCCACCUUCGAGCACGAGAUGGAAAAGGCCUUUGCCUUCCAGGCGAGUCAGGACAAAGUGUGCAGCAUCUGCAUGGAGGUGAUCCUUGAGAAGGCGUCUGCCUCCGAGAGGCGGUUUGGGAUCCUCUCCAACUGCAACCACACGUACUGCCUGUCCUGCAUCCGGCAGUGGAGGUGUGCCAAGCAGUUUGAAAACCCAAUCAUUAAGUCGUGUCCAGAAUGCCGUGUGAUAUCAGAGUUUGUAAUUCCAAGUGUGUAUUGGGUAGAAGAUCAGAAUAAAAAGAAUGAGUUGAUUGAAGCUUUUAAACAAGGAAUGGGAAAAAAAGCUUGUAAAUACUUUGAGCAAGGCAAGGGGACCUGCCCGUUCGGAAGCAAAUGCCUUUACCGCCAUGCUUACCCUGACGGGCGGCUGGCGGAGCCUGAGAAACCGCGCAAACAGCUCAGUUCCGAAGGCACCGUGAGGUUCUUCAAUUCAGUGCGGCUCUGGGAUUUCAUCGAGAACCGAGAAAGCCAGCACGUGCCCAGCGCUGACGACGACGUGACAGAGCUCGGGGACCUCUUCAUGCACCUUUCCGGAGUGGAGUCGUCAGCACCCUAACCAGUUAGUGCUUGCCCCCGCAGGCCCAAACGCCCCCACUCAGCCAGGGUGCGCCGGGCCCCCUGCCCUGCAGCCUGAGGCGGAGUGCUGCUUGGCUUCGAGUGGGUUGUACCUACCCUUGGUCUCACGCACUCCCGUCACUGUAGCCUUGGGAAGAGUGAAGGAUAUAAAGUAACCUACUGAGUACCUGGAAUCACUUCUUCUAGCCGAUGUCUUAGUUGUGCCCCCUGCCCUGAGGGGGCAGCGCCGGGCCUGUGCAGACUGACAGCUUUCGAACAAAACCUGCCUCCUGGCCUUCCUGUUUCUCCCCCUCAAGUUCAUCAGGCCCGCAAGCAGAGCGUUCUUCAGCCCAGAGGGCCAGGUGCUCGCGGAGGCGGUCCUGUGUGUUCAGCUGUCCCACAGAGCCGUGGUCUAGACACCAUGUGUGCAGCAGGCCGUUAAAGUCCUCCAUUACUUUGCCCCAGCAGGGAGGCUCCUGAAGUAGCACAAGCCCUGGGCAGGCAGCCAAGUUCAAGGCAGGGCCUGCGGCUGAGGGGUUACCACGUGUGCCUCCAGCCAGAGUCGUCCGUGCAAACCAAGUCCCCGCCGCUCUCACCCACAAGCUUGUGCCCACCACGGUAAUUGCAUCAAGGGCUUGAAACACACACACACACUUAGACAAGGUGAAGUUCACACUGAAGCCAUCUGCUCGGUCUUACCUGGCUUUGGUGUGAACUCUGUAAAAACUUGAGGGCACCUAGAAGGUUCUGGUCAGCAGUGGUCCUGACCAGGCGCGAGGGCAAUCAGCUGUUGACAGUUUGAAGCACACAGAACCUUCUGAGUUAGAGCAAACCCACCCAGGGCUGAAUUUAGCUGUCUGUUAAAAGCUAGAUACCAAAUACACUGUACAAUGCAUUAAAGUGUGGGUAGAUCUCUUA
Lepus europaeus (European hare) is the source of this 2375-nucleotide messenger RNA. It is a transcript of the gene MKRN2, whose product is annotated as makorin ring finger protein 2. The transcript has 8 exons. Gene Ontology annotation, molecular function: ubiquitin protein ligase activity; metal ion binding. NCBI's taxonomy places the organism in Eukaryota, Metazoa, Chordata, Mammalia, Lagomorpha, Leporidae. Gene Ontology annotation, biological process: protein polyubiquitination. The record is from RefSeq and is a predicted model, not a curated record. The coding region runs from base 16 to 1458 and encodes 480 amino acids.